This is a messenger RNA of Lodderomyces orthopsilosis Co 90-125, 438 nucleotides long. It is a transcript of the gene CSA2, whose product is annotated as Csa2p. Lineage: Eukaryota; Fungi; Ascomycota; Pichiomycetes; Serinales; Debaryomycetaceae. The record is from RefSeq and is a predicted model, not a curated record. The transcript has a single exon. The coding region runs from base 1 to 438 and encodes 145 amino acids.
AUGAAAGUCUCAUCUUUAUUGACAACUACCACCUUGAUUUCAUUGAUUUCAGCUGCUCCUGCUGUGACUGCUCCACCAAAUGCUGCUGCUACCGACGGUGCCAACUGGUCUACCUACCCUUCAGUUGCAAAGACUGCAUCGAUCAAUGGUUUUGCUGAUAGAAUUUAUGAUCAAUUACCAGCGUGUGCUCAGCCAUGUGUUCGUGAAGACACAAAAUCUACACCUUGUCCAUAUUGGGAUACUGGUUGUUUAUGUGUCAUGCCUCAAUUCGCUGGUCCUAUUGGUGAAUGUAUUGCAUCUGCUUGUAAAGGAAACGAUGUUCGUUCUGCCACAUCCUUAGCUACUUCAAUCUGUUCAAGUGCUGGUGUUUGGGAACCAUACUGGAUGAUUCCAGCCACUGUCUCACAAAGUUUGGCUGCUGCCGCCACUGCUGUCUAA